CGCAAGAAACUGGUCGAACACCGCGAGAUCGACCACCGACUCAAAGAGGUCAGGGAAUCGUUGAAAGAAGUGAACAAACAGUACGAGAAGAGUGAGAACGACUUGAAAGCGCUGCAAUCCGUGGGACAGAUCGUCGGCGAAGUCCUCAAACAGCUGACCGACGAUAACUUCAUAGUGAAGGCGACGAACGGACCGCGAUAUGUGGUCGGCUGUCGGCGACAACUCGACAAAAGCAAACUCAAAGCCGGCACUCGUGUGGCACUAGACAUGACUACUCUAACUAUAAUGCGUUAUCUGCCGCGAGAAGUGGAUCCGUUGGUGUACAACAUGUCGCACGAAGACCCGGGAGACGUGAACUACUCAUCCAUCGGUGGUCUCGGCGAACAGAUCCGCGAACUCCGGGAAGUGAUUGAAUUACCGCUGCUUAACCCGGAGCUGUUCGCUCGGGUGGGCAUCACUCCACCGAAGGGUUGUCUCCUCUACGGUCCGCCCGGAACCGGCAAAACCCUAUUGGCCAGAGCCGUGGCCUCGCAAUUGGAGGCCAACUUCUUGAAAGUGGUUUCGUCGGCAAUUGUGGACAAAUAUAUCGGCGAAUCGGCGCGACUCAUACGCGAGAUGUUUAACUACGCUCGCGAUCAUCAGCCGUGCGUUAUCUUCAUGGAUGAGAUCGACGCCAUCGGUGGCCGCCGUUUCUCCGAAGGCACGAGCGCUGACCGCGAGAUCCAACGGACACUAAUGGAACUGUUGAACCAAAUGGACGGCUUUGACUCACUCGGACAGGUGAAGAUGAUUAUGGCCACCAAUAGACCCGAUACGCUGGACCCGGCGCUACUACGGCCGGGCCGUCUGGACCGUAAGAUCGAGAUCCCACUGCCCAACGAACAGGGAAGGCUGGAAGUGCUCAAAAUACACGCCCAGCCCAUCGCCAAACACGGAGAGGUCGACUGGGAGGCGGUCGUGAAGCUGAGCGAUGGUUUCAAUGGCGCCGAUCUGCGCAAUGUGUGCACCGAAGCCGGACUCUUC
This is a messenger RNA of Medioppia subpectinata, 1023 nucleotides long. Lineage: Eukaryota; Metazoa; Arthropoda; Arachnida; Sarcoptiformes; Oppiidae. The record is from the annotation of a GenBank genome assembly.